This is a messenger RNA of Rhipicephalus microplus (southern cattle tick), 1998 nucleotides long. Its product is annotated as neprilysin. The record is from RefSeq and is a predicted model, not a curated record. Gene Ontology annotation, biological process: protein processing. Gene Ontology annotation, cellular component: plasma membrane. NCBI's taxonomy places the organism in Eukaryota, Metazoa, Arthropoda, Arachnida, Ixodida, Ixodidae. Gene Ontology annotation, molecular function: metalloendopeptidase activity.
AUGACGUGCGUUGCAGGAGCAGUGCUCAUAUAUUUAUUGUGGCUGUACAGUAGCAACCCCUCCACUGACCGCGGCUUCUGUAAUAGUACCGACUGUGACGACUACGAGGCAUUGAUUGAUACGUUGCUGAACAGGAGCGUCGAUCCUUGCGAUGACUUCAGUGCCUUCGUAUGUUCGGCAUGGAAGUCUCUAAGCUCGCACAAUCACUGGUCACGUUCUUCCAGGGAGGACGUCGUGGAUGCCUGGUCUAAGAACUUUGAGGUGGUGCUAAGAAAAGGCAAAAAAUACCUCGAAGUGGGUGAAAAACCACUCACUAUGCUCAACCUCUGCCAGUACAGUUCGACUUACGAUGCGACAUCAAGCGUAGAGUUACUUCAACGCUUUAUGGAAGAGCGCAAGAUUCGCUGGCCUGGACAGCCCCAGCAAGAUGUUGAUCCAUUGGAGGUUCUCCUUGAUUUGGACAUCAACUGGGGCAUGGCAGUGUGGAUUCACGUCGAGUUUCUUCGAAAACAGGGCGCCAGUGGACAGCGCGCCUUGCGCGUCAGUUCAGCUGGGCGCAUUCGUGAGUGGCUGAGUCGUUGUCAGCAACUAGUGUCUGCCGGUAGCUUCUACGAGUAUUGGCGCAAGCACUACAUGCUCUUUGCAACAUCUGGAGCACCCACUCCAACACAUCAACAGGGAAAUAGAACUGCGCAAGUGCAAAUUGCUGUGCUGCAGCAAUUGCUUGAAGCCAGUAGAAACAACACGGCUAUACAGUUUCUUCUCAAAGAUUUGCAAAGCCGUACUCCCAGGAUUCCAUCUGAACGGUGGAUUGCCACGCUCAACGCAAAAAUGAAUGUCUACCCGGCUUUCACUGGCGACGAUCACAUUAUCGCUAGCCAGCCAGUUCUCCUCACUGCCCUAAACAAAAUAACAUCUGCCUUUCACCACGACGAUAUUAUGGAGAACAUCGCCUGGUCGUUUGUGCAGAUGAUUGCUCCGGUCGUGGAUGUGUCGAUCUUGUCGCUUUUCCCACGACAAAGUAAUCUGAGUCCGGACAAUGACGCAGAAGUUACUGCAGCACUGCUGUUCGCAUUCUGUUCAUGGGAAGUCGAAUCCGCGUACCGCCUUCUAGUGACAUCACUAAACACCAUAGCAAACUUUCCAUUGGAGGUGCGCCAAGAGAUCGACACGCGCCUCACAGAUAUCCGCAAUGCAGCAGUGGACAAGAUUGACGCCAUUGAGUGGCUGAUGCCGCAGUGGAAGAGGCGCGCGCAAGGCAAGCUGAAUGCGAGCAGAAUACUUCUUUGGCCUUCCGAAGAAUUACUCAGCAGUACUGCGCUAUCCUUUAUGUACAGAGGAUUUCCUACCAGUGAUCUAAAUAUUAUCAAACUUUGGUUGCGCGUGCGUAUGUCUGUCCACCAACUAGCUUUGGAAUACGAAGAGGUUGUGCACAUGCCUGCCAAUUUGGUACUGCCGCUCGUGGAUUACGAUUAUUUGCUCAACAGUGUUCACAUCUCGACGCAGACUUUGUCACCACCCGUGUACUACAAGCAGGGCACGCAUGCCAUGUUCUACGGAGGCUUAGGCUUCUUAUAUGCAAGCCAAUUGGUUCGCGUUCUAGACGCCGAGGGUUUGCGUAUUGACGCGGAAGGUGAUAUCGUCGACGAGCUCUGGCUUUCACCUCUCUGGCGCCACGCUGUUAUGGACGUCGCAGCGUGUCUAAGCGGAGGCGGCAGCUAUUUCCCGGAAAUUCCAGCUCUCGAGGUCACGUACAAGGCCCUGGAGACAGCGCUGUCCCGUGAAGGUGGCCAGCGGCUGCGCAUCGGGUUCUCCGAGCGGCAACUCUUUUUCAUCACCAUUUGUUUUCUCACAUGUUCUCAGCCCGGCACGGAGCCUCCAGCCGAUUGCAAUAAGGCGAUGAUGAACUUUCCACCGUUCGCCAACGCAUUCGGUUGCCGUAAUAGCUCCAAGAUGAAACCUGCUAGACAGUGUCCCUUCUUCAGCCAACAAAUUUAG